Molecule: messenger RNA, 3579 nt
Organism: Macrosiphum euphorbiae (potato aphid)
Lineage: Eukaryota; Metazoa; Arthropoda; Insecta; Hemiptera; Aphididae
Source: the annotation of a GenBank genome assembly
AUGAGUAACGCUCCUGAAAAAGAUCUAGCCGGUCUGGAGCAGCAGUUGGCUGCUCCAGACUUGCAAAAUACAAAUGCAAAAAUACAAGGUUCUACUUCUGUCCUCAAAAGUAAGAAAACGGAAACUAAAAAAAAUGAAAAAGCCCCAAAACAGCAAAAGUCUGUUGAAGACAAUAGUAAACAACAAGGAAAGUUUGUGGAAUUACCGGGAGCUGAAAUGGGAAAGGUUGUUGUUAGAUUUCCUCCAGAAGCAAGCGGAUAUUUGCAUAUUGGGCAUGCAAAAGCUGCUCUAUUAAAUCAACACUAUCAAUUGGCUUUUAAUGGCCGUCUUAUAAUGCGUUUUGAUGAUACAAAUCCAGCAAAGGAGAAGGAAGAUUUUGAGAAGGUUAUAUUAGAAGACGUUGAAAUGUUAAAAAUUAAACCCGACAUUUUUACAUAUACUUCUGAUCAUUUUGAUAAAAUGUUAGAUAUAUGUGAGAAUGGAAUGUUGAAAGAAGGCUUAGCUUACGUGGAUGACACGGAUGGAGAUAAAAUACGUUUGGAACGCGAGCAAAGAAUAGAUUCAAUAAAUCGAAACAACUCAAUUGAGAAGAACCUAGAAUUGUGGAAACAAAUGGUUUUAGGUACAGAAAUUGGUAUUAAGUGUUGUGUUCGGGCUAAAAUUGAUAUGCAAUCUGCAAAUGGAUGUUUGCGAGAUCCAACAAUAUAUCGUUGCAAGCCUGAAUCCCAUCCUAGAACUGGUGAUAAGUAUAAGGUAUAUCCAUGUUAUGAUUUGGCAUGUCCUAUAAUCGAUAGUUUGGAAGGCGUUACUCAUUGCUUACGCACAACAGAAUAUACUGAUCGUGAUGCUCAGUAUUAUUGGUUUUGUGAUGCAUUAAAGCUUGGUACUCGCAGCAAUGAAACCAGACCUUAUGUGUGGUCAUAUUCAAGAUUAAAUAUGACUAAUACUGUUCUGUCUAAGAGAAAGUUAACUUGGUUUGUGGAACAAGGCCACGUAGAUGGAUGGGAUGAUCCACGAAUGCCGACUGUCCGUGGUGUCUUUAGGAGAGGAAUGCAGGUGGAAGCAUUGAAACAAUUCAUAGUGGCCCAAGGAUCUUCCAGAACUGUUACAGCUAUGCAAUGGGAUAAAAUUUGGUCAUUAAAUCGUAGUAUCGUUGAUUCAAUAGCACCAAGGCAUACUGCUUUGUUAUUAUCCAAUUCAAAUAAAGAAAAUGUAGUAUUAUCUUAUCCACCAGUUGAAGUUGUUGUAGAGAAUGUUGAAAAACCAUAUAAAAUUGACAAUGUCCCUAAACAUCCUAAAAAUUCUCAAUUAGGACUAAAGAAUUGUGUCUGGGCCGCACCUACAAUUCUUAUAAAUUAUAGUGAUGCAGAGUUAUUAGAAGUUGGACGACGAGCAACAUUUAUUAAUUGGGGAAAUCUCCUGAUAACCCGUAUAGAAAGGAACCAAAAUAAUAAUAAAAUAGAGAGAAUUCAUGCAGUGUCUGAUCUUGAAAACACAGAUUUUAAAUCUACAGUCAAAGUUACAUGGUUACCAAAAACCGAUUAUUCAGAAUCUGAAGAAGUUUUACCUAUUCUGGUACCAGUUGUUUGUGUUUAUUUUGAUCACUUAAUUAGUAAAGCAGUAUUAGCCAAAGAUGACGAUUUCAAGCAAUACUUAAAUACAGAAAAUAGUCGCUGGGAAUUGCAAAUGAUAGGUGAUUCAGAGUUGAAAGAUUUAAAGAAGGGAGAUGUGAUUCAGUUACAACGUAGAGGUUAUUUUAUAUGUGAUUCAACUUACCAGCCAUACAACAUUCACACUGGAAAAGAAACGCCACUAGUGUUGUUUAACAUACCUGAUGGUCACACAAAAUCAGAAACUUCAAUCACCACAAGUAAUUUUAAGGAUAAAAAAUCAAAGAAAAAAGAGAGUAUUGCUGUGGCCACUACUAAAACGUCCGAUAGUGCAAACACGAAAAAAGUAACAAAAUUAGGGUUAGAAGUACUAAAGAUAUCCGAAAAUCUUGGAGAAUGGUAUUCUCAAGUGUUGGUUAAAGGCGAAAUGAUUGAAUAUUAUGAUGUAAGUGGAUGUUACGUGCUCAGGCCUUGGGCUUACAGAAUAUGGGAAUUAAUACAAGAAUGGUUCGAUGCACGGAUUAAGAGAAAGCCUCUUAAUAUACGGAAUUGUUAUUUCCCAAUGUUUGUAUCACAAGGAGCAUUAGAAAGAGAAAAAGAACAUAUUGCAGAUUUUGCACCAGAGGUAGCUUGGGUUACCAAAUCUGGUGAAACGGAUUUAGCUGAACCUAUUGCUAUUAGACCAACCAGUGAGACUGGGAUGUAUCCAGCUUUUGCGAAAUGGAUUCAGUCGUACAGAGACUUGCCAUUGAAACUCAAUCAAUGGAAUAGCGUUGUGAGGUGGGAAUUCAAACACCCUCAACCCUUCUUGAGAACUAGGGAGUUUUUGUGGCAAGAGGGUCAUAAUGCGUAUGCAACUAGAGAAGAAGCAGAACGUGAUGUAUUAAUAACAUUAGGCUAUUAUGAGUAUGUGUACAAGAAUAUGUUGGCAGUACCAGUGAUAAAAGGUAAAAAAACUGAAAAAGAAAAGUUUGCUGGAGGAAUAUUUACUACUACUUGUGAAGCAUAUGUAGCAUCUAGCGGUCGUGCAAUUCAAGGUGCCACCUCACAUUAUCUGGGUACCAAUUUUGCUAAAAUGUUUGAUGUUCAUUUUGAACAUCCAGACACACACGAGAAAUCAUUUGUUCAUCAGAUUUCAUUUGGAAUGACAACUAGAACUAUUGGUGUUAUGGUAAUGGUUCAUGGUGAUGACCGUGGGCUGGUUUUACCUCCACGCGUAGCAUCUAUUCAAGUAAUUAUUGUACCAUGUGGUGUAGGAGUUAGCACAGCAAACGAAGUCAAAGAUAAUUUGACUAGAACUUGUUUAGAUGUAUGCAACAGAUUAAAAGGAGAUAGUCUAAUAGAAACUGAUGAUGAAAAUGACAAUAGUGUUAUCCAACAUCGUAAUUCUUCCUUAAUGAUAAGAGCGGAUACCGACUUGCGAGAUAAUUAUUCCCCUGGAUGGAAGUUCAACCACUGGGAGUUGAAGGGGGUUCCACUGAGGUUAGAAAUUGGACCAAAAGAUUUGGAUCGUAACCAAAUGGUAGCUGUGCGGCGAGAUAAUGGAGAUAAACUAACUAUUCCCUUAGAGGGACGUCCAAAUGAUGGUGGAAACGAUAAGAUGGUCGUAAGAAUAACCGAGUUAUUGAAUCAAAUACAACAAGAUAUGUAUAAUAAAGCAGAGCAGGAAAUGAAAGAAAAUGUUGUGAUAUGUCGUAAAUGGUCAGAGUGUGCUGCGCAGUUAGCAGCAAAACAUUUAUUAUUGAUACCGUUUUGUGGACGUCCUAUUUGCGAGGAUAACAUCAAACGGGAUACCACAUUGGAUGAUGGUACUGCGGAUGUUGGAGCUUCGACAAUGGGAGCAAAGUCGUUAUGUGUGCCAUUUGAACAGCCCAAGGGGGCAGAUAUAUUGAAAUCCAAUGACCAGUGUAUACAUCCAGAAUGUGGGCAGCCAGCUGGAUCUUUCACCCUAUUUGGCCGCAGUUAUUAA